GGCGAGCCGUGCCGGCGGGGAGCCUCCGGAGGGGUGCGUGUGAGCGGGAAGCGUGAGCCGGCAGCGUGUGAGCAGCGAACCGGGCCGGCGAGGGGCGGGGAGAGGGGUGCGUGUGAGCGGGGAGCGUGAGCCGGCAGCGUGUGAGCGACGAGCCGGGCCGGCGGGGAGCGGGGAGAGGGGCGCGUGUGAGCGGGGAGCGUGAGCCGGCAGCGUGAGCCCGGGACCUGGGUCGGCGGGGAGAGGGGUGCGUGUGAGCUGGGAGCGUGAGCCGGCAGCGUGUGAGCGGAGAACUUGGCUGGCGCGGGGCGGGGAGAGGGGCGCGUGUGAGCGGGGAGCGUGAGCUGGCAGCGUGUGAGCGGCGAACCGGGCCGGCGCGUGGCGGGAGGCCCGGGGAGGGGGGCGGGGGGGCGUGUGAGCCGGAUAAGGGGCUCUGUCAGUGGGACACGCGGGCCGGCGCCUCGGGGCGUUGUGAGCCAGGCCUGCAGCGAAGGGGGCGUGUGAGCCGGAAAUGGGGCCCUGGGAGGCGGGAGGGCAGGCGGUCACCAUCUGGCCUGAGGAGCACGCAGCUGGCGGUCGAUCCCGGGCCCCCUCCGCGUGGGUCCGGCAGGGCGCCCAGAGAAUGCCCGGGGGCUCCGGCGGUGGGCUUGGCCGGUGCGUGCGUCCUGCCGCCACCGGGCUGCUUAUUGUUUUUAAUUUGAAGACAGUGACAAUAUCCUGAUUUUGCUACCCUACACUUUGGGUUCUGAAGUGAGUUUUAUCUAAAAAUUGCUGCAUAAUGCCAGAUACAAGCAGCAUCUGAGGAAAUUUGCAGCAGUUCCAAGAGGAGCAUAUUGCUUCCAUAAGACGUCAGAUGGAACUCAGAAUUAAAGACUUGGGAUCUGAACUCUCCAAGAGGAAAACUUUUGAAGAUUCUAAUAAAGCAGAGUUGGAAAAAUAUAAGCAACACUACCUAGAGAAACUAAAAGAAAGUCCUUGGAAAAGAAACUAGACAAGACUAAUGAGCGCCUGGCAGAGAUCAGCACCAAACUUGAGGUGGAGAAACAGCAGAAGAGAUCUUUACUCAGCACUCCUAGCAGCACGCUAGUCCUGGAGCCCUCUUCUGUUGGAAAUUUCAAUCCUACUUCAGGGUUCAAUGCAAAUCUUCUUUCAGGAGCAAUUGUAGAGUUUUCUACCUCAAUUCCACACGGUUCAAAUGACAGCGUGGAGACUUACUUGACCGAGGUUAACUUCGAGGAAUUUAAGGACGGUUUCAUGGCUGUGUUGUCAUCACAGGCUGGUCUUGCCUCCUCAGAUGAAGACAGUGGGCCUUUGGAGUCAGUUGCCUCCCAGGCUGUGCCCUCAAAGGCCAUGAGCAGCUCUAAGUGGUCCGGCUGUCGGAGCCAGCCCGAGCCCUGUGGCGCUGCAGGUGGAGCCCCAGGUUUACCGGAGCAGCCGGUCACACCCAGUGUGAGAAGCCAGCUCUGCUGCUCCGCGUCCCUGGAAAGCGUCGAGAGUCUCAAGUCUGAUGAAGAAGCCGACAGUGCGAAGGAGCCUCAGAAUGAAUUGUUUGAAGCCCAAGGAAGCAGGUGGAGCAGAUGGCCAGGGAGCGAGAUAAGGUGAGACAAGACCUGGAGAAAGCUGAGCAGAGGAACCUGGAGUUUGUGAACGAGUCCGACGACCUCCAUUCCGCCCUGGAGCAUCUCGCGGAGGAGAAGGUCAGACGCCUGGAGCAGGGCUGCCAGGGGAGGAUGAUCCUCCAGUGGUCCGAGGUGGAGGUGGAACGCUCGAAGUUCUGGGAGGAGGCCAAGCGGCAGAGGGCCAGGCUGGAGGAAGACCUGUGGCACCUGCAGGCGGAGGAGACGGGCCUCCGCGAGAAGCUGACCCUGACCCUGAAGGACUGAACCCUCCCCGCGGCCCUGGGAGCUUGACACUAAAGAACGUUUUCUGCAGCCACAGAGAGAGCCCAUUUCUCAGCCGCAGCGGAAGCGUCCUGGCUUCUCCAAGAGAGUGCAGCCCUCCUCUGCAGCUGUGUGGGCUGCAGGAUGGGGGCCGCGCCUGCCUUCUGAUUGUUUCCUGUGUCUGCGGACACCACCUUCCAGGUUUUCCACUGAUCACGUUAAAAAAGAAUCAAGUUGGAAAAGCUUUCUGAAGAAAUCACGCUCUUGAAAAAUGAGGUGGGGAAGAUCCGACAAGAGCUUGAAGCCUCAGAAAGGACAGAGGCUGCACAGAGGUGGAUUUUUUACCGUCUGAACUACCAGGAAAUGGAGUGUGGGCAUCAGAUAAAUGGACUCUUUAGAAAUCGUGAGCUUUCCUGGACACGCCCUUACCUUGUGGGGUGGCCUACCAGCUGUAUGGAGCCACCCAGAAGCUGUGGCUGGCCCGGUCCCAGCACGCCCAGCGGGUGCAGCAGUCGCAGGAGGAGAUGGCACAGCGCAUGCCCACAGGCCGCGUGGCCGAGCUGCAGCAGCUGCUGGAAGGGGAGCAGCGGGCAGCUUGGCAGCUCCAGGAGGAGGCGCAGGAAGCACAUGAAAAACAGCUGGAAGCAACAGAAGAGCAGGUGGAGGAGGUGGAGAUGACUUUGAAGAACAUGGAAGUGCUCCUCCAAGAGAAAGUGGGUGAGCUGAAGGAACAGGACUGCCCUCCACUUGGCCUGUGCCAAUGGCCAUCCCGCGGUGGUGGCCUUCCUCCUGAAGAGAAGAUGCCUGCUUAACCUCUGUGACAGUGAAAACAGGACCGCGCUGAUGAAGGCCGUAGAAUGCCAAGAGGAGGAGUGCGCGACUCUCCUGCUGGAGCACGGCGCCGACCCAAACCUCACGGAUGCCAAUGGCAACACCGCGCUCCACCACGCUGUCUUUUGCCAGAAUAUAUCACUCGCAGCAAAGCUGCUUUCCUAUGACGCCAAUAUAGAAGCCAGGAACGAGGAUGACCUCACACCACUAUUAUUGGCCAUAAGUGAAAGGAAACAGCAAAUGGUGGAAUUUUUAGUAAAGAAAGAAGCAAAUGUACACGCGGUUGAUAAGAUGAAAAGAACCGCCCUCAUCCUUGCUGUCAGUUACGAGUCUAUGAGUGUCGUCAGCCUUCUCCUGCAGCGAGGUGCUGACGUCUUUUCUCAAGAUGUCUUUGGACGGACUGCAGAAGAAUAUGCUGCUCUGAGUGGUUUUAAUAUCAUUUGCCAACUGAUCUCUGAAUAUAAAGAAAAGAGGCCUAAAACUCCUCCCGAAAAGAGCAACCCAGUGGAUACGAGUUCUGAAGAAGACUCUUUAAGCAGGUUUUCCAACAAACCUGGUGCUGACUCAUGGCCUCCGUCAGAUGAUGAAGUCUUAGAUUUUGAGACCAAGACUGAUCAUCUUCCAGCAGAGCUGGAAGCUGCGUGUUCACAGUGUCUGCACCUGGAUGCAACAUAUCAAGUUCUUCAACGGGAGUUGUUAUCAAUGAAAGGAUGGCAAAGGAAGUGUGAGAAACUAGAGAAAGAGAACAAGAAGUUGGAGCAAGAAGUAGUGAAACUCAGAAGUCAUAUGGAACUGAAGAUGAUAGAACACCCUCAAGUUGAGCAGUAUAAACGGGAGAUUGAAGAAAGAGUGAGACGGGACCUCGUAGAGAAAUGGAAAGAAGUCAACCUAUUUUUGCAGACACGAGCAGCAUGUCAAGAAAUCUCAGAGCAGUUCCGAGAGGCGCAUAUUGCUUCCGUAAGAAGUCAGAUGGAACUCAGAAUUAAAGACUUGGAAUCUGAACUAUCCAGGACGGAAACUUUACAAGAUUAUAAGAAAGCAGAGAUGGAAAAAUAUAAGAAACUCUACUUAGAGGAACUAAAAGUUAGAAAGUCAUUGGAAAAUGAACUAGACAUGAAUAAUGAGAGGCUGGCAGAGAUGAGCACCGAACUUGAGGUGGAGAAACAGCAGAAGAGAUCUUUACUCAGCACUCUCAGCAGCAGCCCUGCAGUGACCCCUGUGGGACCUUCCCCGUCUAUGGGACAUAGUUUGGAAACUAACACUGACGAGAGAAUCCCUCUCGAUGAGACGGGAGUUGGACAGGAGUAUAACUAGAGAACUAAGGAAAGUUGAGGCUGAAUUGGCAUCUGAUGCCUUUCAAGUGUCUUCUCGAAGAUCUUCAGAUGGGUCAAAUGUGUAUGAUGACCAACUUUUGAAAGCAAAAGCAGAGUAUCAACAGAUUUUGUUUGAAAAAUAUAGGAUUUAGAAAGAUAAAUAGUAAACAUUUCCCUACUGGACUGUUUCCAUGACAUUUCAUUGUUUCCCAUUAAAGAUGAUGAGA
Molecule: messenger RNA, 4248 nt
Organism: Cervus elaphus (red deer)
Lineage: Eukaryota; Metazoa; Chordata; Mammalia; Artiodactyla; Cervidae
Product: ankyrin repeat domain-containing protein 26-like
Exons: 26
Coding region: 2721-4022 (433 amino acids)
Biological process (GO): microtubule anchoring at centrosome
Cellular component (GO): centrosome
Molecular function (GO): protein binding
Source: RefSeq, a predicted model, not a curated record